Molecule: messenger RNA, 1081 nt
Organism: Verticillium nonalfalfae
Lineage: Eukaryota; Fungi; Ascomycota; Sordariomycetes; Glomerellales; Plectosphaerellaceae
Exons: 3
Source: RefSeq, a predicted model, not a curated record
AUGUACAAUUCUCAAAUCUCCACAAUUUGGUUCCUGGCCUUCGUGGGAAGCGCCUCAAGCCGCGAUAUCUUUGUCUCGCCGUCAGGUUCUGGAACAGGAACGCUUACUGCACCUUAUGGCUCAAUCCAAGCCGCUGUAAAUGCUGCGGCUGCUGGUGACACUGUCUUCCUGCGUGCCGGUACCUAUGCACCGUCCGCGAACAUCCAGGUUGGAAAGAGCGGCACGCGAACAGCUCCAAUCUCAGUGCGGCCAUACCAGAGCGAAAAGGUCAUCAUCAAUGGAGAGAACAUGCCUGGCACGCCCAAAGCUCUCGACGAGUCUUUACCCAAUUCGGAGCGCGGCAUCUUUCACAUCCAGAACGCCAACUACUGGGCUUUCUACAAUCUUGAACUGAUCAAUGGCCCUUACGGCAUUUACGCACGCGAUGCCUCCCACAAUUAUUACGAAGGUUUGUCCACGCACGACAAUUAUGAAACUGGAUUUCAACUCGAGGGAGCUUCGUCAAACAAUACUGUCUUUAAGCUUGAUUCGUAUCGCAACCGGGAUCCCCGCAAAAAUGGCGAGAGCGCCGACGGAUUCGCUUGCAAGUCCGGAUCCGGUGAAGGCAACGUCCUCCGAAACGCUAGGCUUUGGGACAAUGUCGAUGACGGCUUAGACCUUUUUAUGUUUGGGUCACCAGUGAUGUUGGAAGAGGUGUACGCAUGGGGUAACGGCUACAACAGAUGGGGAUUCAGCCCGUUUGAGGGAGAUGGCAACGGAUUUAAGCUUGGCAUCACGAACAACCCACCCGCAAACCAUAUUGUGCGGAACUCGAUUGCUUUCGCGAACUUCAAGAAGGGGUUUAUUGACAAUGGUAACCCGGGUUCAAUUACCUUUGAGAGGAACACGGCAUGGAACAACGGCGAUACAGGGUUUGUUAUGCGAAGCUCGUCCUCGAGAAUGAGGGGCAACAUUGCCGCGGUCAAUGUGGGUAGCGCCCAAGUCAGCCUCGUCUCGUCGGUUGAUUCGUCUGGCAACUCAUGGAACUCUGGAUCAUGGUCCAACUCGUCUUUCAUCAGUUUGGAUGCUUCUGUACUCAAAG